AGCUUUAUAGCAACCGUUGCCCGGAGCUGCAGCGCCAUAGUCACCGUAGUCCUGGCGACUGUAACCCACCAACAAUAACAACAACAACCUCCUCCUGUCCGCUCCAUCCUUACCACCACCUUCCGACCAUCCUCAUCCUCAUCCUCACACCGAUCCAGGCGCCAUGCAGACCCCAGAGGCAGGCGCUGACUCCACCGUGUCCACCGUGCCCCUCCAGACCAGCGUGCCUGUGCAGCCUGCGGUCAGUGGCCAGCAGGUGGCGUCUCAGGUGCCCGUCCAGCAGCAGGCGCAGACUGUUCAACAGGUCCAGCAUGUGUAUCAAGCGCAGGUUCAGUAUGUUCAGGAGGAAAACAACGGCGUUUACACCAACGGAACCAUACGGGCGUACUCGUACUCGGAGCCGCAGCUCUACAACCAGAACAGCAGCGGGAGCUACUUCGACACGCAGGGCGGUGGCGGCGGCGCGGCGCAGGUCAGCACCGUAGUGUCCACUCACAGCAUGGCCAACAACGGCAACGGCACUGGCGCUCUGGCCAUGGGGCUCACCGGAGGGCAGAUCAUCAGCAGCUCAGGAGCUUAUCUGAUUGGAGGAAACUCCAUGGAUGGCUCCGCCCCUCACGGAGCCGCCCAGACCACCAGAGCCUCCCCUGCUACGAUUGAAAUGGCGAUUGAGACGCUCCAAAAGUCUGAAGGUUUAUCCAGUCAGAGAAGUUCGCUGCUCAACAGCCAUCUGCAGUGGCUGCUAGACAAUUACGAGACAGCAGAGGGCGUGAGUCUGCCGCGCUCCACCCUCUACAAUCACUACCUGCGCCACUGUCAGGAGCAGAAGCUGGACCCUGUCAAUGCUGCGUCCUUCGGGAAGCUCAUCCGCUCCAUCUUCAUGGGGCUGCGCACACGCCGCCUGGGGACACGAGGGAACUCGAAGUAUCAUUAUUAUGGGAUUCGUGUGAAGCCGGACUCUCCUCUGAACCGUUUGCAGGAGGACAUGCAGUACAUGGCGCUGAGGCAGCAACCCGUCCAGCAGAAGCAGAGAUUUAAGCCCGUGCAGAAGAUGGACGGAGUUUCAGGAGAUAACUUCAGCAGCGCUGGACAGCACACACCCAAUGCUGCAGAGCAGACCUUCAUCGCUCAGAGCCAACACCAUCAGCAGUUCCUGGAUGGCUCCAGAGCUCUGCCGGAGUUUGUUGAACUGGAUCUUGGAGAAGCAGUGGACGGCGUCGACCCGGAGGACGUCAAAGCCCUUCAGACGCUCUACAGAGAACACUGCGAGGCCAUCCUGGAUGUAGUGGUGAACCUGCAGUUCAAUCUGAUCGAGAACCUGUGGCAGACGUUCUGGCGCUAUUCUGCCUCCAGCUCUGUAGAGGGCGUCACAAUCACAGAAAACAGUGGUUUGAGUGAGAUCGAGGGCCGUCUGCCGCGGGCCAGGCUGAUUCUGCUGUGCCGACAUGAGGCCGUGCACAAGUGGAUGAACACCUGCGAUCACCUGAUGUAUCAGGCCCUCGUGGAGAUCCUCAUCCCGGACGUACUGAGACCCAUUCCUAGUGCCUUGACUCAAGCCAUCCGUAACUUUGCCAAAAGCCUUGAGGGCUGGCUCACCAACGCCAUGAGCAGCAUUCCCCCGAGGAUGAUCAAUACCAAGGUUUCCGCUGUUAGUGCCUUCGCUCAGACCCUCCGCAGAUACACGUCUCUGAAUCAUCUGGCGCAGGCGGCUCGCGCAGUCCUGCAGAACACCUCGCAGAUCAACCAGAUGCUCAGCGAUCUCAACCGGGUCGACUUCGCCAAUGUGCAGGAGCAGGCCUCAUGGGUGUGCCAGUGUGAAGAGGGUGUAGUCCAGCGCCUCGAGCAGGAUUUUAAGGCCACCCUCCAGCAGCAGAGCUCACUGGAGCAGUGGGCGGCCUGGCUGGAUAACGUGGUCACCCAGAUACUGAAGCCGUACGAGGAUAAGCCCACCCUGCCCAAAGCUGCACGCCAGUUCCUGCUCAAGUGGUCCUUCUACAGCUCUAUGGUCAUCAGGGAUCUGACCCUCCGCAGCGCUGCCAGCUUCGGCUCGUUCCACCUGAUCCGGCUGCUGUACGACGAGUACAUGUUCUACCUGGUGGAGCAUCGUGUCGCCCAGGCAACGGGAGAGACGGCCAUCGGAGUCAUGGGCGAGUUUCAGGACCUGAACACCAUGUCACCUGCCAACAUCGACAAAGAUGAGGUGAGUGAGAUGGACAGCGAUCUGGACGAGGAGAUGGAGGAGACGGACGAGCCACUGGCCAAGCGGGAGAAGGUAGAGGCGGAAGUGAUCCAGGUGCUGCAGGUGGGGGCGAUGGAGGACGGCAGCAGCGCGGUGGUGGGCAUCGUCCAGCCGAGCAUGCUCAACUCCCUGCCCCAGACCGCCAACAGUCACAGCGAACACAUCCUCAGCACCGGAACCAGCACCAUCCGCCAUGUGGGAAACACCUACGCAUCAGUCUGAGCAUCUGCAGCACCACUACCAUCUCCAUCUGUCCGCAAUCACAGAAUAUACACAUGAUGCUUCGUCCAACGGUGGGAUCAUCUGCAAACUCCCACAUAGCUGAUUGUAAAAGUGGAACGCCCUGAUGCUAACACACACACACACACACACACACACACACACACACACUGAAGUUGCUGAAGCUCAAAUCCACGCCACCGGAUCUAUCAGGGAAAUGUUGAGUCUGGAAAAAAAAAAUCAAAUACCAUUUGCCUAGUGGAUAUAUAUUUAUCACUUCUCUAUUACUGUACUGGUCAUUGUUUACAGUUUUGUUUAGAACACGUAAUUGGCCAAACGUUGCUUGCUGUUGAACUCUUUUGCUGUUUGGUUAGGGAGUGGACAGUCUCGCUGUAUAACUGUGCUGCUAUAAUGGAAGCAGGCUAGACCACGUGUAAUGAGCUCGCCUUUUCACCUUCUGCAGUCUGAGUGUUCCCGAUUGCCUUCUGUUUGUAGAUUUAGUCAUCUGGUAGCUGGAAGAGGAGUUGUUGCUUUAUUUUGUCGUUGUGUAUAUAUGCUGCAUGUGUGCGAACUGUGUUGUUGUGGCUGUUGGAGUUGUUAUAGUUUUUUUUGUUGUUGUUUUCCAACAGACUGGACCAAAAACACAAGAGUGAGAGACAAGCGGCUGUCCUGCGUUGCCUCUCGCGGUUGUGCGAUGUUGCAGAACAGAGCGAAUGUCAGGGAUUUUAUGUACCUCGGGUUCAUCUUAGUGCCUUAAACCCAAACAACAGCUUUUCAUUUGGUCUGAACUGCUGAAGCAACACUAGGAGGCCGUCAUGGGUUUCCUGAGAAGCAGAGGAUAUUCAGAAUCCGGCUGAUUUAUCACCUGUAUGAAAGUUUGGCUAGAAGUGCGCCUGGAUUUCUGCUCCCUUUCUGAAUGUGUGUGAAUCUGGCCGAGGUGUGUGUUUGUUGUUGUGGUGUUUGUAUCUUGUCGCCCUACCUCACGCUGGCACUGCCAGCCUUAGACACAUGUCUGUUGUGUGUCUUUUUUGCUGAUCCGUCGUUUUCGUUUAAUUUCUCAUUGCGAAAGUCAAUACUUGGACCAAAACAUUGGGUCUCAUUCACUAAAUGAGCAGUCCUUAGUUGGAAUUGCUUUACUUAAAACGUAACGUUUACUACUGAUGAUUUACUUAAGAUGAUUUUUCAUAAUUGAAACCUUUUGAUUUCUCCGUUGUGCAUGUGUAGAUGAUUUACCUGUAGAGCUAGGUUGUUGUUUGUUUACUUUAGUUUGAGGUUUAUCGAGUGUGAAACUGGAAAGAGGACGUGAAUCCGAUGUGUCAGGAUGGACAGUGUGUUCUGGGAAUUACAAUUAAGCUAAGAUUUUGAGAAGGGUAUAAACGGAGGUCGGAGCCAGCUCCAAGUGGGUGGAACUUGAACUCCAAGUGGGCUGUACAACCUCACGGUUACCUGUUGUGUUUCGUUAACGUCUACUACACCUACACCGACCUUGAACCCAACCUCACGGUAACGUGAUGUGUUUUAUUAACGUCUACUACACCUACCCCGAACCCAACCUCACGGUAACCUGUUGUGUUUGAUUAACGUCUACUACACCUACCCCGAACCCAACCUCACGGUAACCUGUUGUGUUUGAUUAACGUCUACUACACCUACACCGACCCCGAACCCAACCUCACGGUAACCUGUUGUGUUUGAUUAACGUCUACUACACCUACACCGACCCCAACCUCACGGUAACCUGUUGUGUUUUAUAAAUGUCUACUACACCGACCCCGAACCCAACCUCACGGUAACCUGUUGUGUUUGAUUAACGUCUACUACACCUACACCGACCCCAACCUCACGGUAACCUGUUGUGUUUUAUAAAUGUCUACUACACCGACCCCGAACCCAACCUCACGGUAACCUGUUGUGUUUUAUUAAUGUCUACUACACCUACACCGAUCCCAACCUCACGGUAACCUGUUGUGUUUGAUUAACGUCUACUACACCUACACCGACCCCAAACCCAACCUCACGGUAACCUGUUGUGUUUUAUUAAUGUCUACUACACCGACCCCGAACCCAACCUCACGGUAACCUGUUGUGUUUUAUUAAUGUCUACUACACCGACCCCGAACCCAACCUCACGGUAACCUGUUGUGUUUUAUUAAUGUCUACUACACUGACCCCUGAACCCAACCUCACGGUAACCUGUUGUGUUUUAUUAAUGUCUACUACACCUACACCGAUCCCAACCUCACGGUAACCUGUUGUGUUUUAUUAACGUCUACUACACCUACACCGACCCCAAACCCAACCUCACGGUAACCUGUUGUGUUUGAUUAACGUCUACUACACCUACACCGACCCCAAACCCAACCUCACGGUAACCUGUUGUGUUUUAUUAAUGUCUACUACACCGACCCCGAACCCAACCUCACGGUAACCUGUUGUGUUUUAUUAAUGUCUACUACACCGACCCCGAACCCAACCUCACGGUAACCUGUUGUGUUUUAUUAAUGUCUACUACACCGACCCCGAACCCAACCUCACGGUAACCUGUUGUGUUUUAUUAAUGUCUACUACACCGACCCCUGAACCCAACCUCACGGUAACCUGUUGUGUUUUAUUAAUGUCUACUACACCGACCCCGAACCCAACCUCACGGUAACCUGUUGUGUUUUAUUAAUGUCUACUACACUGACCCCUGAACCCAACCUCACGGUAACCUGUUGUGUUUUAUUAAUGUCUACUACACCUACACCGACCUCAUGGUAACCUGUUGUGUUUUAUUAACGUCUACUACACCUACCCCAAACUCAACCUCACGGUAACCUGAUGUGUUUUAUUAACAUCUACUACACCAACCCUAAACCGAACCUCUCGGUAACCUGUUGUGUUUGAUUAACGUCUACUACACCUACACCGACCCCAAACCCAACCUCACGGUAACCUGUUGUGUUUUAUUAAUGUCUACUACACCUACACCGACCUCAUGGUAACCUGUUGUGUUUUAUUAACGUCUACUACACCUACCCCAAACUCAACCUCACGGUAACCUGUUGUGUUUGAUUAACGUCUACUACACCUACACCGACCCCAAACCCAACCUCACGGUAACCUGUUGUGUUUUAUUAAUGUCUACUACACCUACACCGACCCCAAACCGAACCUCACGGUAACCUGUUGUGUUUUAUUAAUGUCUACUACACCUACACCAACCCCAACCUCACGGUAACCUGUUGUGUUUUAUUAAUGUCUACUACACCUACACCGACCCCAAACCGAACCUCACGGUAACCUGUUGUGUUUUAUUAAUGUCAACUACACCUACACCAACCCCAACCUCACGGUAACCUGUUGUGUUUUAUUAAUGUCUACUACACCUACCCCAAACUCAACCUCACGGUAACCUGUUGUGUUUUAUUAACGUCUACUACACCAACCCUAAACCGAACCUCACGGUAACCUGUUGUGUUUGAUUAACGUCUACUACACCUACACCGACCCCAAACCCAACCUCACGGUAACUUGUUGUGUUUUAUUAAUGUCUACUACACCUACACCAACCCCAACCUCACGGUAACCUGUUGUGUUUUAUAAAUGUCUACUACACCUACCCCAAACUCAACCUCACGGUAACCUGUUGUGUUUUAUUAACGUCUACUACACCAACCCUAAACCGAACCUCACGGUAACCUGUUGUGUUUGAUUAACGUCUACUACACCUACACCGACCCCAAACCCAACCUCACGGUAACCUGUUGUGUUUUAUUAACGUCUACUACACCUACACCAACCCCAACCUCACGGUAACCUGUUGUGUUUUAUUAACGUCUACUACACCUACACCAACCCCAACCUCACGGUAACCUGUUGUGUUUUAUUAACGUCUACUACACCUACACCGACCCCGAACCCAACCUCACAGUAACCUGAUGUGUUUUAUUAACGUCUACUACACCUACCCCGAACCCAACCUACUUGUGGUGUAAGUUCCUCUCUCAUGGAGGUCUCCGAGCUGCAGAUACCUACUUGAAGAUUUCAGCCUGGAUGAUGAUGAUUGUGUGUGUGCUCAACCUAUCGUCAAUCUCUGUACUAAAACACUGGAAUAUUGUAGUGGGACACUGAAAAUCAUUAUUUUUCUUCACUACUGACGUUUGAAACUUGACUGUGUGUGUGUGUGUGUGCGCAGAAGCUGUUUUAUGCUUUUGCAUCUUUUUUUAAUCUGUGUGUGUGUCUGUGUGUGUGUAUGAAUCCUAAUUUCCUCGUGGUUAUAAACUCUUAGCGUUGAUUUGGAGAGAUCGAGUGUCCGAGUUUCUGUGACGUGUGCAAUCUGUGAAAGUUUCCUUUCCAACCGCAGCUGAAGGAUUACUACUGAGAUUGUCAUUUUUGCUUGUUUUUGUACUUAGAAAGCGUAGAAGAAGAAGAAGCCGAUAAGAAGCGUUUGGUUUAGUUGAUCUGUCUCUGUGCCUGGACUACAGAUGGCUCUUCGCUAUUGGCUAGUUUAUUAGAUGUGUUGAUCCUGCGUGAUGACACUCAAAGUGCUUUGUUUUGGGUCUUGCAUGCCUUUUCUCGUGCUGCUACGCUAUCAUGAGUUCGCUUCUGUUUUUCCCGUGCCAGAAAGUAUACUUCAAUCCCUCAAGCCUGUUUCUUUCUUUGCCAAAAUGCAGAAAACUCUUUGAUUUAAAACAAAAAAAAGUCUCUGAAAUCAUGCAAGGACGCCUUUCUUUUCCUUUGGUUAAUAUCGUCUGCUGAAAUUUGCCGCAACCUUAAACUCUGGAUAUCAACGCAAGCUUUUCUAGGAAAAGAGACUUGCUUUUCUUGAUGAUAUCGACAUAUCAAGCGUGAAGGACUGACUUAAAGACUUCAGUGCCUUUUGAUUUCGUUUUCUUUUUCCACCAAGACCUCCAGAACCAGUUCAAGCCAAUGGACGGACGAACGGAGCACGUCUCCAAACACACACACACACACACACAUAUGCACACCCCUGUUUAAAGGCACCUGCUGAUCAAACGGUGACGUGAACGCGACCCUAUCAGGGGUUUGACCAAUAACAGCACUGCACUAUCAUCCUCCAGUUACUUUGGGUUUCUUUCUAUUGUACGUAAAGUGACAUGCUUGGUUUCAGUGUCGUCUUAUUUCAGGGCGGGGGGGGCUUAUUUUUGGGAUAUUUUAAGUGCCAUUUGACUGUUUACGUAGUGAGUCGUGGCCUGCUGUAGCGCGUUCAAAUGCAAGCACAAGCAUCGUGGUACUCUGAGGAAGGAAAACCCCCCUCAGAUCUGAAGUCCUAGAUGUAAAUAUUGAGAUAAAAUGGAAGGAUAUUUAUUUACAGUCCCUUACUUUUAUGCUGGUUUAAUGACAGAUAUGUUUGAAAGUGUAAAUUGUGCUAUUUCCCCCCUCCUCUCUGACUCUUUCUCUCUAUAAUUUCCGAUGAUGUACCUUACAUAUACAGUACAAAUGUAUUUUUUUUUCUUUUUCUUUUCUUGCGUGUCGUUCCGAUUUACCUCUUAGUAAAUUAUAUCCUCUGAGAAUUGGUAAAAAAAGCUUACUAAUAAGUGUAGAGUGAUUUGUAUUGUGUAUUUUACAUGAAGGAUAACAAAAACUGGGGAACUUUUAUAUUUAUAAAAUGAUAUAUUAACAUUUAGUGUGUCAAACACGAGGAAAAUAGAGGAAUUAUCCAAGACACAUGUAGUUUGUUUUUUCUGAAUAUUUCAGACUUGAGCUCAGGCUAGCUUAUUAGUGUUGUUUUCUUAAAGAUUUGUGGCUUGUCUUUCA
Molecule: messenger RNA, 8218 nt
Organism: Danio aesculapii
Lineage: Eukaryota; Metazoa; Chordata; Actinopteri; Cypriniformes; Danionidae
Gene: rfx3
Product: regulatory factor X, 3 (influences HLA class II expression)
Exons: 17
Coding region: 164-2461 (765 amino acids)
Biological process (GO): regulation of transcription by RNA polymerase II
Cellular component (GO): nucleus
Molecular function (GO): RNA polymerase II cis-regulatory region sequence-specific DNA binding; DNA-binding transcription factor activity, RNA polymerase II-specific
Source: RefSeq, a predicted model, not a curated record